Messenger RNA from Antrostomus carolinensis (chuck-will's-widow), 2337 nucleotides. It is a transcript of the gene USP19, whose product is annotated as ubiquitin specific peptidase 19. Lineage: Eukaryota; Metazoa; Chordata; Aves; Caprimulgiformes; Caprimulgidae. Gene Ontology annotation, molecular function: cysteine-type deubiquitinase activity. The record is from RefSeq and is a predicted model, not a curated record. The annotation marks the transcript as partial. Gene Ontology annotation, biological process: protein deubiquitination; ERAD pathway. The transcript has 16 exons.
AUGUCCAGCAGCACCAGUGCCCCUGGCCAGAGGAGAGUGUCUCGGGGCUUGGACGAUGCCACCAACAAGAAGAAGCAGAAGGAUCGAGCCAACCAGGAGAGCAAGGAAGUGUCUCACCCUGAGCUCGAGCAGGCUGAGACUGCCCAGCAGAAGGACUUGGAGGAGGAGCUGCUGCUGGACUGGAAGCAGAACGCUGAUGAGAUCAUCGUCAAGCUGAACUUGGGCAGUGGAGCUCUGAAGGUGGAGGAUGUGGAUGCUGCUUUCACCGAUACGGACUGUGUGGUCAAACUACCAGACGGGCGCCAGUGGAGCUGUCAGUUCUACGAGGAGAUCGAGAGCUCCUGCAGCAAGGUCCAGUGCAAGAAGGGCAACUUCCUACAGCUUGUGCUCCAGAAGAAGAUCCCACUCCAUAACUGGUCUUCGCUUCUGAAGAGAAGGAAAGAUGGAUCUAAAGAGGUGGCCAAAGGGGCCACGUGCUGGGAGAACGGGAAGGAGAAGGCUGCUUCUGCAGAGCUGGCCCCUGAAGAGCCAAAGCCUGAAGGUCCAGAGCCACCGAGGUCCCGGCGGGAGCCCUCCAACCCCAAGCGCGCUCCGGGAAGAAGCGAGGCCCUGGGAGGGAAAAGCCCAGCCAGCCCAGGGACGCAGAGCGGCCCCAGCGCCAAGCGGGCUGUGUACCUCAAACCGGCCCCCGCUGUGGUUUUGGCCAAGGAGACUGUUCCCGUGGAGAUGCCACCUCUCAUGGCUACCACCGAGGUGUUCCCCCACCGUGUUGCCCCCUGUGUGGAGAAGAGGGUCCUGCAGCCAGCCAGCCCUGCUGAGGCCUUGCGGGGCCGAGACUGCACACCUGCCCUGGGAGAGAGCUCUAAGGCCGUCACAGCGGCCACCCCUCCCCUGGGCAGAGACAAUGAGAAGAGGGACUGGUCCAAGGAUGAUGUGGCUCUGGAAGCAGCAGCUGAUGAGCCAGAGCCUUUUGUGAGCCUGUCCUUUGUCAAGAAUGACUCAUACGAGAAGGGCAAUGACCUGGUGGUAGUGCAUGUCUAUGUGAAAGAGAUCCACAAGGAGACAUCCAAGGUGUUGUUCCGGGAGCAAGACUUCACGCUGGUGUUCCAGACGAGCGACACAAACUUCCUUCGCCUCCAUCCUGGCUGUGGGCCCCACACAGUGUUCCGGUGGCAGGUGAAGCUCAGGAACCUUAUUGAGCCGGACCAGUGCACGUACAACUUCACGGUGUCUCGCAUCGACGUCUGCCUGAAGAAACGCCAGAGCCAGCGCUGGGGCGGGCUGGAGGCCCCAGCCACACGAGGUGCAGUGGGUGGUGCAAAGGUUGCCAUGCCUACAGGCCCUACCCCUCUGGACAAGAAACCCCCGGGCAGUAACCAGCACCCCCUGUCCAGCAAGGGGGAGGCCCGAGCCAGUGACAAAGAGAAGCCACGUGUGGAAGAUGGGGGUCUGGAUGGUGUGGCAGCCCGUACGGCCCCAGAGCAUGUGGCAGUGAAGCAAGAGCCGCACAUCCCCUCGCCCAAACCGACGUGCAUGGUGCCGCCAAUGACGCACAGCCCCGUGAGCACUGAGAGUGUGGAGGAUGAUGAGGAUGAAGACGAGAAGAAGAAGGUGUGCCUGCCUGGCUUCACGGGACUGGUGAACCUGGGCAACACCUGCUUCAUGAACAGCGUCAUCCAGUCCCUGUCCAACACCCGGGAGCUCCGCGACUACUUCCAUGAUCGGUCCUUCGAGUCAGAAAUCAACUACAACAACCCGCUGGGGACGGGGGGACGCCUGGCCAUCGGCUUUGCCAUGCUGCUGCGGGCACUGUGGAAGGGCACGCACCACGCCUUCCAGCCCUCUAAACUGAAGGCAAUUGUGGCCAGCAAGGCCAGCCAGUUCACUGGCUAUGCCCAGCACGAUGCUCAGGAGUUCAUGGCCUUCCUGCUUGAUGGCCUGCACGAGGACCUCAACCGCAUCCAGAACAAGCCCUACACAGAAACUGUUGACUCAGAUGGGAGGCCUGAUGAGGUAGUAGCUGAGGAGGCCUGGCAGCGACACAAGAUGAGGAACGACUCUUUUAUUGUGGACCUAUUCCAGGGCCAGUACAAAUCCAAGCUGGUGUGCCCAGUGUGUUCCAAGGUGUCCAUCACCUUUGACCCCUUCCUGUACCUCCCUGUGCCCCUCCCACAGAAGCAGAAGGUGCUGACUGUCUACUACUUUGCAAAGGAGCCACACAAGAAACCCAUCAAGUUUCUCGUGAGUAUCAGCAAGGAGAACUCCAGUGCCAUGGAGGUACUUGACUCGGUGGCCCACAGCGUGCGUGUGAAGCCAGAGAACCUGCGCCUGGCAGAG